This is a messenger RNA of Caenorhabditis auriculariae, 6657 nucleotides long. The record is from the annotation of a GenBank genome assembly. Lineage: Eukaryota; Metazoa; Nematoda; Chromadorea; Rhabditida; Rhabditidae.
AUGGACAGCCACGCUACUGAAAGAAGUAGUCCUUCUGAAGAUGCGGUGGCAUCAACCUCUUCAAAGCCCACUGCACAGCCAUGCUCAGAAAAAACUGUUUACGAAAUAAUCGACAAUAAUGGGAAAUCGAUUCUCAUAGAAGGUUCAAAACUAUCUAUAUAUUAACAUCAAUUUCCGAUUUCAGCACCCCCUGGUUCUUUACACAUCGACGAACAUGGUAAUACAGUUUUCUAUGAAGUUCAGCAUCAGCCCUACACCCCCGCCAAUGAGGUUAUUGAAGAAGUUGUCGAAGAAGAAAUCUGCGAAGUGGAUAUCGAAGAUGUUAGUUACCAAUUUUUUUUUUCAAUGAAGCAUUAAUUUUUACAGGCUCGAAAUAAUGGUUGGGACAUUCCUUUGGCGCACAAAACACCAAUAAAUCUUGUGAGAGUUGGUCGGGGAACUUUCGUUAAGAAUAACGCUGCUCCGCCAACUGUAGUUUUUUACGACUGCAAAUAAAAAUCGAAAAGAUUCAGGUUCUUCUAACUGCAAAAAGUCUCAAAGCAAAUGCCGUUCUGGAUGUCAAAGCUGGUCGAAAAGGGCGUGAAGGUUAAUUCUAAUACGUAAUGUAUCUUGAAAUAUGUUUAUUGAUUUUUUUUUUCAUUUAAUACUAUUGAGCUCUGAAAUCUUAACUGUUUGGCUCACUUGAUGAUUCAGUUUCCAAUAAACUAAAUAUAGACCAUCUGAAUGAAAUCUAAAUUAGAAAGCUUUUAUUUUCAGAAACAGAAGAGCUCGAAAAAAGAACUCAGUAUGGUUCAGCAGACACAGGAGAGCUCAACAGGAAUCUCCCGACAAUGAAAAAUGCUUUCAAAGUGUUUUCACAAUCAGCAUUACUGAAAGUUGUUUGAUAAAUUUUUGAGCCUUUUUAUCAUAUUUUCCAGGCUUCAACAUCGUCUCUCUUGCAAGAUGUGGGCAAAGUUUACGGCACUGAUGAAACAGAGGAUGUUCUGGAUUUGGAAAAAGAUGAGGAUCACAAUGAAGAUGUUGAUGUUAAACGGAACGAAUUUAUUAACUUCGUUCAUUGUGCUUUUUAGUCGGAGCAUGAAAACUCGCUAGAGGAAAUAGACACAUCGGUGACCGAAACUCCAAUGAUGCCAAGUGAAGGGCGCCGUCGAGAAACCUGUGAUCGACAAUACGAAGAAUGGCCAAUGUAUUGGCACACGGCCAUUGAUUUUCAAGUGAGUUUGGAGAAAUAGAUUUUAUAUUUCGAUGGCCUGAACACGUUAUCUUUGUUAGGAAGCCUGUGAAAUUCUGAUCGGAGCGCAGAGUGUGCCUAGCGAAAAAAUGUGCCGUACGGUUCCAAAGUUAUUUCGGGAUGAAGGCACUUUUGUGGUUGAUAUCCGGGAUUUGCGGAGUCGGCAUGAAGUUUUGUUCGACCACCUUGGAAAUUGGGGUAUGUAUACACGACUGGAUAAACUUCAUUCUGAACGUUCAUUAGGGAGACCGAGUGGUAAAGUGCGGUAUUAUAUGGAAGAACGCGAUGGCAAUUUAGUACGAGCGGACAAUGGAAGAGGAAGAUUGUUGUCCUGGGCCACGCAUUAUACUUUCAAGUGUAUGCUAAAGAAGUCGGAAAUCCUGUCUCUUCCGGUUCUCAAUUUCUCUUUACAGAUAUGAUCAUCCCGCAACUAUUGAUCAGAAGAACGGAACGGGAAAGUUUCAGAAAAAGGUUUUUCUAGUUAUUAGUAUUUCAUUUCAUCGUUUUUUGAGAUUUACACCGCGCUUCUACCAGCACAUCGGAAAGCAGCGGUCGGAAUAGCAAUUGUGACGUAUGCCUGGGUCGGAGGACCUCGUGCCGAGCUUCCAGCUCAACGUACGUUUUCUUUUCCUUGUUUAUUUAUCAAAUUUGUUUUCAGUUGGCGUAGCUUACCGGCGAUUUGCGAAUUCACUCGCACCACCAGCUUCUAUGAAAUCGUGGGAAGAAGCUUCCUUCGUAAGUUUAUAAAGCGGGCAUAGGAUAUUCCUGUUUUACGACUAUUCAACAUCGCAUCUUUUAUUUACACGUUCAAAGCUAAUAUGACGCGCGUGGAAAAACAGUUUUUCUUGCUCUCCAUAAAUAAUAAAUAAUACUGAAAAGCGAAACAUAAUAUUACAAAAUUCGAAGGAAGUGACAUAAUUUUUUUUUUAUACUUAGAUUAACUCGAAUCUACCGCUUCUUCCUGCUGCUGUUUCUGAAUAUUUUGAUGGGUGCCCUCUAUACGCCAAUGGGGCUAUUGAUUUUAAUGAUGCUGCAUCUAUUAUUUUAGGAGGAACGAUUGUCGAACCUUCUAAGUUAGCUAAUCGCAAUUUUUAUUCACUUUUCUGUUUUCAGGGUUUCAAAAAGUGUUCCACAAGGGUUUCGUUCAUGCGGUACCUUUGUGAUAGAUGUAAAAAGGAUGUGGACUCAUCUUGAGAUACGCAGAGACUCGAAUGGGAUUUGGAAUAAACCGGCCGGUCACUCGCGGUAUCCGUUCAUUUCUUUUCUCUUGUUCAUGAAAAAAAAAAGUAUAUAUUCAAUUUUUCCCGAGUUGUAAGGCGAGAUCAGUAGAUUAGCAAGGGAGAAUUAAUACGUACGCGACGCUGCUUUUUGCCGGAAAACUCGAUCUCAAACUUAAAGGCAUAGGGGCAGUAAAAAACGGUGUUUCAGUUCAAAGCAGUACUUUGUAAAGUUUUUCAUUGCGAAUCGAACGGUAAACUUGGGAACGUACCGAACUUCCUAGUUUUGAAGAAAAAAUACUUCAAAAUCGGAGAAAGGAAAGCUUGAGUUCCCGCGAAAAGUGCGCUUUGCAGUAAAGUUGCUCUAUGGACAACAGGCUUCGCCAUCUUCCGCAUUUUCGCUUUUUUCUUCGUUUCUUGCAAAUUUCAAUUUUUUCUGUUGUUACCAAAGUUCUUUUCGUCACAACAGCUUUCUAUUCAUGUAUAAUUUGCAAACUUUGAUCGCAAAAAUGCUUUUCUGGUGAAAAAUGAUGAUUUUACACAGGUUUCGAUUGGGAUAGCGUUAAUUUGUGUUUUCUUUAUUAUCAAUGUGUGUUUUCUGUUUUCUUAAUCGAUUUUCCAGAGAAGAAACCAUUCAUUUGAAGCAGAUAUCCGGUUAUUUCUCAUAAAAUGCGAGUCUAAUGAGACGUCCGCAACAUCGCGUGCACAGCUACUGUAAUCAGUUGUCUGAGCACCGAUCCAAAGCUUUUUUCAAAAUUAAAGGCGCGAAAGUGAAAUUGCGUUUUUCUACUAGAGAUGUCACAUUUGUAAUUUUUUUGAGUACACCGUUGGAUUCGCAAAGAAAAACUAUACAAGAUACUGCUUUCACCUGAAACCCCAUUUUUUUACUGCCCCUAUGCCUUUAAUCAUUGAAAAAAUGAAUAUUGUUUUCACACUUUUUUCUUUCGUAUGAAUUUUCGCAAAACUGAAAUUAUCGAGACAGUAUUUAAAAAAAGAGGAUAACUUCACAGAAAAAGUAGCCCGCUUUUGCACUCCAGUUUUGCGCAAAGAAGCCGCGACGCGCACGCAACGCUUCAUCCUUGUCAAUCUACCCACUUGCUUUAAAUUCGAAGAGGAUCGACUAUAUACCUGAUUCACGGCUAGCUUACACGAUAAGAAAAGAUAGUGUUUGGUUGAAGGAGAGGGCAGGCAGGCCACGCCCCUUUAGCGUCCCAAACCAGGUGUCCCGUGAAUCGGUUAUAAGAGUGUCUACUUCAGUUAUUACAAGAUUGACGAAGAAAAUGGCGAUGCUGUGAGAGUGGACAAAGCGUAUAAGCUACCCCAGAAUGUGGAGUAUGAUAUUCAAGUGAGGUGUCUGAUAUAUUCUUUGCCAUAGGUUUCUUAAGGUCCUGAUGAAACGAUACGAACAUCCCCAAGUGAAUAAACGUUUUGUGCGAAAAAUCUACACCGGAAAAGGACGCACCGGCGCUGAGUUUGCUUGUUUCCAAGAUCUUUUGACAACAAUUUCUACAGAGACUUUCCUGGAAAUACUUUCCUUGCAGUGGUUACUUAUUUCUGGAAAGGAGAACCGGUUCCCUUUAACCCUAUGUUCAAGCAGAAUUCCGUAAGAACAUUCUUACUUUCGACUUUCUAAAAAAUUAUUAUUAGUAAAAAUGGAGUUAUUCUCGAAAUUUCAGCCUCAAAACAAUGGAAGGCCCAUUCUGAUCAUCAAAAAGUCAUUUUUUUUUUUCGAGUUCUUUAAAAAUGUAUGAUCGGGGUUUUUCUUUUUGCUUUAAAAUCAUUCUCAAACUGUAGUAUACUCUGUUCAGAUUUUGAAUGUCAAGCAGCUAACUCCACCCCCAAGGCUAAAAUAUAUUUCGCGUCAAUAUUUCAUCGCAGAUGACGAUGCUCCUUUAAUAUGGCUGCCUUUUUUGACUUUUUUUUCUAUCUUGUAGAUCAAAAAAGAUCAAAAAUCGUCCCGCGCGAUGAAAAAUCGACCCGAAAAGGUACCGUUUCAGCAGGGGCGGAGUGAGCUAGUUGACAUUUAAAAUCUGAAAAGACUAUAACCAAACACACAUUUCUGGCUGCUCUCUAAAAAAUAGCCAGAAAGCCCAAAAUUCAAAAUUUAAAAUGAACAUAGUAUAUUUCUAGUUAUUCUCACUGUGGAAAGAUAAUCGGUGAUACUCUUAUAUAAUCAAAAAUGUAGGGGUCUUAUAGUUUUGUCCCGCUUGAUUUUUCGUUUUUCAUUUCUCAUUUGCUUCAGCAACAGCCGACAGAGACGAACGUUGGUAUCGUAGUAAAAUAUAUUUAUAUCAACAGUUUUUUUCUUGGACGCCUGCGAUCCCCAAAAACUUGAAAAAGCAGGGGGUCUUAUAGUUUUGUCCCGCACUGUACGAAUAAAUGAACAAAUGGCUCAUUUCUUUUUCACCAACCUAAUAUAGAGAAAGUUGACGGAAAACAUGGAAAUCGGUUUAGUUGCGGCUUACAACACUCAGGCUACACGAACCGAACCUAAAACUCAAAAAUCUUCCUAAAUAAACGUUCUCAAUUGUCAUUUGAAUUUUUUCUUCAAAUUGUGUCACAAAGUAACUAGAAAAAACCAUUUCACAGGAGGUCAAGUGAGUGGAAGUAUAGUCUGUUCAGAUAUUAAAUAUCAAGCAGCUAACUUCGCCCCUGCCGAGACGGUACCCUUUCGCGUCGAUGUUUUAACGCGCGGGACUUUUGAUCUUUUUUGAUCUACGCUAAGAACGUUGGUAGGAAGGAAUUUUGGGUUCCCGAAUAUUCGUGAGCGUUAAUUGGGCAUACACCAAUCUUGGAGGCUCGAAUCUUUGAAAAUUUGAAUCUUUGCAAACGAUUUUUGGAAAUAUUCACCUCUUUUCUGAUUUUUUAUAAUUUUUCCAAUAUAUUGGUAACAGAAGUUGAUGGAGAUUAUAUACAGAGUGAAUGAAAAUGUGGUAGCCGUUCUGUAGCGAAUAUUUGACUACGUGUAUGCGAGAAAGACGCAUUAUUUGAUAAAAAGUUAGUUGAAAAAAAUCAUACAGUGUUCAUUUUUGGUCGAAACACGGCAUCUUCACAAUAAAAAGACAAAGGAAAAAAAAAGUAGGAAAAAAAGAAGGAAACUCAAAAAAGAUGGGAAUAUUCCCAAGAAUCGUUUGCAAAGAUUCAAAUUUUCAAAGAUUCGAGCCUCCAAGAUUGGUGUAUGCACAAUUAACGCUCACGAAUAUUCGGGAACCCAAAAUUCCUUCCUACCAUCCUAAGAAUAACUGCCGAGAUAAACGCGAGACGCUGGCGGUAAACAUUGACGAGCUCGCAAACAUCUCGCUUUCUUUCUCGCAUUAUCUGGGCGCGAGCUCGCACUUUUCUAGGCGCGAGCUCGCAUUUUGAAAAUUUCCGAAAUGCAAGAUAAAUGCGAGGUCGCGCCGAGAAGAAUGCGAGAUCGCGCCUAGAAAGAAAGCGACAUGUUUGCGAGUUCGUCAAUGUAUUGCCACCGACCUCGCGUUUAUGUCGUCCAUUAUUCUUAGUGUAAAAGAUAGAAAAAGAAAUCAAAAAUGCAGCCUUAUUAGAGGGCCAUCGUGAUCUGUGGAUAAAACAUUGACGCGAAAGAUAUUGUAGCCAUGGGGGUGGAGUUAGCUGCAAAAAUCUGAACAGACUAUAGAAUGUAUGCGAAGGGGGAUAAACAUGAAUCCUUCUUACACCUAUACGUGUUAGUUUACUUUUAUUUUUUUAUUUUUUGCGUCGUUCAGCUUUAAAAGUCAGUUUGAAUAACAAUUUUGAGAGGCAAAACGCGUUUAGUAUUUUUUCACGCAGUUUUUCAUCAGAAAAAGCAGAUGAUGAUCAUCUUAUGUCCGAUCAGCUUCAUUUUGCAGAUUCACGUCAACAAAGACAAGGAGUUAGAAGGGAUGGAAAAUGACGACGAGUUCAUUGACACGCAACAAGGUUUACUAUUUUUUUUUGUUACCAAUUUCUUUUUUGUAGACGAUGUUGAAACGCCUGCACCAGCUAGCGAACCAGUUAGUAUGCCUUUUGCGAAAAAGAUGAAACUAGAUCUGAACGAUCUUGGUACUCUCAAGAUGAACGUGUACAGAAAAGAACUGGAGAAUCAGGUUCUACUUUUUUCUCUAAUUUUUCAUUCAUUCUGUUAAUUUUUAGGAACGACUUUCGGCUAUUUUGGAUCGAGCGGAGAGCUUGCUAAAUCGAUUGGACCGAAACUCUCCUACCACAGAUCUUUGA